CAACGUGUAAAUAAUUUCUUAUAACUCCAUGUAGAAUAUGUAUAGUUGUAAUAAAUGUAAACAAGGACGGUGAAGUGAUAAGAAUAUUAAAGAAUACAGUUAUUAUUAUUAAUUAUAUUACUUUCCAAAUUUAUCUUAAUUAGUUGAGUUUUGUAAUAUGGCGUUAAAACCGACUACAUGCAAGGAAGCUAUUGCCAGAUGGGAAAAAGAGAAAGGAGAGAACGCCGCUGAUGCCAAAGUAAUAGAGUUACAAUUUCAGUGGCCACCGAUAGAAAAAAUGGAUGGAGCCUUGUCAACACUUGUUGCUUGCGAAAAACUAAGUUUGUCUACAAACAUGAUUGAUAAAAUAGCUGGUAUCGCCGGCAUGAGAAGCCUGAAGAUCUUAUCUUUAGGGAGGAACUAUAUCAAAUCUUUGGCUGGAAUAGAAACUGUCGCUGAAACACUUGAAGAACUAUGGAUUAGCUAUAAUCCAAUCGACAAACUGAAAGGCAUUGGAGCCCUGAAAAGCCUACGAGUGCUCUACAUGUCUAACAAUAUGAUAAAAGAGUGGGCCGAAUUUAAUAGAUUACAGGAAUGUCCAGCACUGAAAGAUCUUGUGUUCAUUGGCAACCCUAUUUGUGACAAUCAGCCUGAUGUAGAGACCUGGCGUACCCAAGCUUCUAAUCGUUUGCAACAGAUAACUAAAUUAGACGGUAUACCCAUUGUUCGAGAUACUGAUUAAUAGGCAUAGAUAUUCAUUAUUAAUAAAUUAAUUAAGACAAGAAAUACCAUAU
This is a messenger RNA of Achroia grisella, 773 nucleotides long. RefSeq names its product dynein axonemal light chain 1 (gene ODA-Dnal1). Lineage: Eukaryota; Metazoa; Arthropoda; Insecta; Lepidoptera; Pyralidae. Gene Ontology annotation, cellular component: cytoplasm. The coding region runs from base 158 to 721 and encodes 187 amino acids. Gene Ontology annotation, molecular function: protein kinase binding. The record is from RefSeq and is a predicted model, not a curated record. The transcript is spliced from 4 exons.